Molecule: messenger RNA, 1617 nt
Organism: Tetrahymena thermophila SB210
Lineage: Eukaryota; Ciliophora; Oligohymenophorea; Hymenostomatida; Tetrahymenidae
Exons: 19
Biological process (GO): activation of GTPase activity; nucleocytoplasmic transport
Cellular component (GO): cytosol; perinuclear region of cytoplasm; nucleus
Molecular function (GO): small GTPase binding; GTPase activator activity
Source: RefSeq, a predicted model, not a curated record
AUGAUAUAAUAGAUUAAAUAUUAUGACUAAUUAGAAGAAUUUUUAAACUCUUCACUUUAAUCUCAUUAGGCUAUCCAUAUUACUCUGAGUUCCAAUUAAAUUACAGAUGAAAAUUCAUCAGACUUGGUUUCUGCAUUAGCAAAUUGCACAAAUCUCUCAAAUUUGAUACUAGAUCUUCGUUAAAAUUAAAUUGGUGCAAUUAGUGCAUUAGGCUUAGGUUCUGCUUUAGCAAAUUGCAAUAAUCUCUCAAAUUUGACACUUUAUCUUGAUAACAAUUAAAUUGGUGCAAAAGGUGUAUCGAGUUUAGGCUCUGCUUUAGCAAAUUGUGUUAAUCUCUCAAAUUUGGCACUUCAUCUUUAAUAGAAUUAAAUUGGGAAUGAUGGCGCAUCAGGCUUAGUUUCUGCUUUAGCAAAUUGCAAUAAGCUCUCAAAUUUGACACUUAAUCUUGGUAGCAAUUAAAUAGGUGCUAUUGGUGUAUAAGUCUUAAGCUCUGCUUUAGCAAAUUGCACUAAUCUCUCAAAUUUGACACUUUAUCUUGAUAACAAUGAAAUUGGAGCAAGUGCAUCAGGCUUAGGUUCUGCUUUAUCAAAUUGCACUAAUCUCUCAAAUUUGACACUUUAUCUUGAGAAGAAUUAAAUUGAUGCAAUUGGUGCAUCAGGCUUGGGUUUUGGUUUAGAAAACUGCACUAAUCUCUCAAAUUUAACACUUUAUCUUGGCAACAAUCAAAUUGAUGCGAAUGGUGCAUCAGGUUUAGGAUCUGCUUUAGCGAAUUGCACAAAUCUCUCAAAUAUGGCACUUUAUCUUGGUAAAAAUUAAAUUGGUGCAAUUGGUGCAUCAGGUUUAGGUUUUGCUUUAGCAAGAUGCACUAACCUCUCAAAUUUGACACUUGUUCUAUAUAAUAAUUUAAUCGGCGACUAAGGAGCAUCAGACUUAUGUUCUUCAUUUGCAAAAUGCAUUCAUCUCUCAAAUUUGACACUUAUUCUUGUCAAAAAUUAAAUUGGUGCAGUUGGUGCAUCAGGUUUAGGCUCUGCUUUAGCAAAUUGCACUAAUCUCUCGAAUUUGACACUUGUUCUUUAUAGCAAUAAAAUUGGUGACAAAGGUGCAUUAGGAUUAGGUUCUGCUUUAGCAAAUUGCACUAAUCUCUCAAAUUUAGCACUUAAUAUUGGUAGCAAUAAAAUAGGUGAUGCAGGUUCUUUAGGAUUAGGUUCUGCUUUAGUAAAUUGCACUAAUCUCUCAAAUUUGACAUUAGAUUUUACAUAGAAUUAAAUUGGCGCAAUUGGUGCAUCAGGCUUAGCUUCUGCUUUAGCAAAUUGCACUAAUCUCUCUAAUUUGGCACUUGCUUUUAAUAGCAAUAAAAUUGGUGAUGAAGGUUCAUAAGGUUUAGGUUCUGCUUUAUAAAAUUGCACUAAUAUCUCAAAUUUGACUCUUCAUCUUGUUAACAAUUAAAUUGGUUCAGUUGGAGCAUUAGACAUAGGUUCUGCUUUAGCAAAUUGCACUAAUCUCUAAAAAUUGACACUACAUUUAUUUUAAAACUAAAUCGAUGAAUCAUAAUAAUUGAAAGUAGAAAGCACCUGCCUUAAAUCAAAAAGAUUAGUUGCCUUAACAAUAUUUUUCUGA